CUCUCUCCUCGCUGCACACACCACGGCACACUCGAGUCCGAGCUGAUAUCCUGCUGCGGCCAUGUCCUGGCUCCCACCUGUGGCGCCACCGACCCUCACCUCGUCCGCUGCCGGCGAACAGGAGACGGAGACGGAGACGGAGUGCGCCCAGCCCGAACGGACGGAGGUGCGACACAAGCAGCGGGAGGGAACGAUCGCCGCACCGUCGCCAGCACGGCCGGGCAUCGCCGCCGCCCCCGCCGCCGCCAACAUCCAUGCUCGUACGACUACCGCGCUGCCGCCCUCGCCGCCGCCGACGGUAUCGACGCCCGACAUCGACGCCCUCCUCCCGCCGCCCGUGACCGCCUUCCGCGCGGGUCGCGGCGCCUCGUCGAGCACGCUCGCGCCCGAGACCGGGGGGCCGACGAGGACGAGGAAGUCGCUCCGGGUGACGCUCGAGGAGGAGACGCGCGGACGGGGGGGCGGGACGCUGCGCGUGCACUGGGCGCGGUUCAAGCGGCGCUGGGGCGAGGGCACGCUGCCGAGCGAGAGCAGCGUGCACGAUCAGAGCACGGGCGCCGGAUCGAGCAACGUCGCGCCGCGGCGGAGCGGGGUCGGCGAGCGCGAGAAGAACGCGGAGGGCACGGAGGAGGAGGGGGAGGGGGAGGGGGAGGACGAGGAGACGGUGGACGAUGUCGUGGUGGACCGGGUGUGGGCGGAGGAGAUGCGGAGCAGCGUGACGAGCGAGCAUGGGCAGAGCCAGAGCAGCCCGCAGAAGACGCCGACUCAGCCGCCCGCGGUGUUGAGCGUGACGGCGACGGCUACGGACCACGAGAGCGACGCGUACGGGUUCUGGGGGAGCUGUCGGGCGCUUGCCGUCUUACGAUGGCGACUCUGGCCUGCGGUCGCCCACUUUUUCUACAACCGGUUCCUCGACUCCAAGGCAGAGGAGCACUACCGGCGCGAGGCCUGGUUUCACUCCAGGGGCCUCGCGAUCUGGUCCGCCGUCUUUUUCCUCGUCAACUGGAUCCUCGGCGCCGCCCUCGUCCCGCAUCCGCUCGUCCUCGCCGAUAAGAUAUUCUACUACGGUGCGGCGCCGGCGCUGACGGUCCCCCUGCUGCCCAUGGUCGUGUACGACUUUCCCCGUUCGCAUCCAAAGGUGUAUCAAUCGCUCCUAUGCGUCUCUGCUUGGUCUUGAUCAUGUUCAUACGGUGGUGUGGGAAAUACAGUCCAAAGCAUAUGCACUUCGAUUGUGGGACGAAGGACUUCUUGGCGACGUUUUAUUAUACGUCGGCGUUGCAGACGAUUGCGCUGUUCGGGCUGAAGAUGAACAGGUUGCCGGCGCUGUGUGGUGCGCUGUUCGUCUGCGUUUCGAUGUGCGCGUUGAUCGUUCCCGAUCGAAUUGGAUGGAUACGGAAUGUUAUCAACUUUGUGGUAUUCCAAGGCUUCCUGUUAUAUGUGCAUUAUAUGCGAGAAGUGUCGGAGCGCCGGAUGUACAACCUCCGCGACCAGUUGAAGAUUCAGUUCCGCGCGACGCAGAAGGCGCAGGUGAACGAGCGCAAGGCGGCGGACUCGAAGCGGCGACUGACGUCGUACGUAUUCCACGAGGUGCGCGUGCCGCUCAACACGGCGCUGCUCGCCGUCCAGAACAUAGACGCGGGCGGGGUCGUGCCGAAGGAGCACGAGAUCGAGUUCAGGGCGUUGGAGGGGAGCCUGAGCAUGAUGUCAAAAGUGUUGAACGACGUGCUCGAUUUCAAUCGGAUGGACGCGGGCCGAUUCGAGAGCGUGCAUAAGCCGUACGCGUUCCAUCAGGUCAUGGAGGGCAUGAUGGUCCCGCUCAAGAUCGCCACCGAUGCGCGGGGGCUGGAGCUGGUCACCGAGUUUGACCGGAGCAUCGACUGGGUGGCGAAGCGGGCGGCGUACCAGGCGAUGGGCCACGACGACGCGACGGUGUCGCGCAUGCUCGCGGAGCGGGCGGAGGAGGGCGGGGUCGUCGUCGGCGACGAGACGCGCCUCCGGCAGGUGAUCACGAACCUCGCGAGCAACGCGACGAAAUUCACGCAUACCGGCGGGCGGCUCACGAUCCGGACGACGCUCGUGUACCCGGAGGUGCACACGCCGUACGGCGUGCAGACGCAGGUGGGUACGCCGUACGCGCGCCCGGAGCCGGACGAAGGUGACUACUUUGGGGCGCGCGCGGGGUCGGGGAAGGCGGAGAGCCCGGGAGAGGACGACGAGGGGGAGGUGCCGAUGCGGGGCGCGCUCCCGCUGUCGCAUAGCCACCUGAGCCAACAUAAUCUGCACCACGAUCGGACGGCGUUGCAGUGGAUAGUGGUGAGGAUCGAGGUGAGCGAUACGGGGUGCGGGAUACGCCGGCGGGAUAUGCAGCAGAGCAAGCUGUUCUCGGCGUUCAAUCAGACCGAGAUGGGAAGGCAACAAGGCGGCAAAGGCACCGGUCUUGGACUGGCGCUUGUCAGGCAGAUCGUCAAACUCUCGGGAGGCCGAUUGGGCGUAAAGUCCAAGGUGAACGAGGGAUCGACGUUCUGGGUUGAGCUGCCGCUGGGCGUUGGAAGCAAAGCUCUCCAGUCGAUGGAUCCGUUGUUCAUGGAGAACGAUGCCGCUGCGACCUUGGAGCAGCAACUACUCGAUCCGAACGAACAAUGGGCAACGAAGACGGACCCGAGGCAGAAAAUCACGCAACCGCCGCCAGGAGCUGUACCGUCGGCCCUCACCAGUGUCAUGGAGCAAGGAGGGCUAUUCGAGCUUGGGACGAAUCGUCGUCAAUCCGGUAUCGUCACCCGUACGAUCGGCGACCCAUCCACGGGCACCGACGUGUCCCUUCUCGUGGACAACUCCGAUGAUGCCCUCGAUCCCAGUUCUCCGCCAGGCUUCUCACAUAGGUCAUCCUCCUCGUCGAGUAUGAGCGCUAUAGUUCGCCCGGCCCAGCCGCGUCCGAAUUUUGUCGAGUUGCCGCGCCCCCCGAACUUUUCUGCGGACAGUGACGCGACAGCCGUCGAUCCGUCCCCGGCCGGUUCGGAUCGAUCCAAGCUGACGGACCCUCCGCCUUCCGCCACGACGAGCGUGUCCGCAACGCCGUCGUUCGAAAAGGGCAUGCACGUGCUCGUCGUAGACGACGAUACCCUGACGCGGAUGCUCAUGAAGCGCAUGCUAAUGCGGUUAGGGUGCCACGUGUCGACGGCGGAGAAUGGCGAGAUCGCGGUGGAGAUGAUCACGGGCGGCUUGCGGCCUACGCCGUCGUCGGAGGGCUCGUCGAAGCGCAUCGGCAACGAGCCCGGCAGCGGCGGGGAGGACAGUGGCGGCCAGGAGGGCCGCUUCGCGGCGGUGUUCCUCGAUAACCAGAUGCCGGUGUUGAGCGGGAUACACACGAUCGCGCGCCUGCGUGAGGCGGGGCGGAAGGAUUUCGUCAUCGGGGUAACGGGAAACGCCCUCCUCGGGGAUCAAGAAGAGUUCCUUGAGGCCGGUCAGUUGUUUGCUCCCGAUGUCAUGAGCGAGGGCUCAUUCAUUGGCCCGUUCGUCGGCGCUCCCCUUAUAGGUGUCGAUCACGUCCUGACCAAGCCGGUUCUGGAGCGAAGUCUUCGCAAUAUGCUCGUCCUCGCGGACGAACGUCGAAAACGCGCGGUUGCGCCUUCAUGAGGUUUUCAUCUUGUUUUUGGGGCUCUUGAGCGACAUGGUCAGGUUCUAGGGUUACGUUCAUACGCGUUGUGGUAUAUAUUGCUUUCAUUCUCUCUUUUAGGGACAUGGACGCUCCAUUUAGUAUGCUAUCAUCUAGUUGCAGUCGCACCAUACAAUCAUGUACACUUCCAUCAUCGCAUGCACAUACAAGUUUUUACUCGUUUCU
Molecule: messenger RNA, 3838 nt
Organism: Punctularia strigosozonata HHB-11173 SS5
Lineage: Eukaryota; Fungi; Basidiomycota; Agaricomycetes; Corticiales; Punctulariaceae
Exons: 17
Coding region: 1156-3633 (825 amino acids)
Biological process (GO): protein autophosphorylation; phosphorelay signal transduction system
Molecular function (GO): histidine phosphotransfer kinase activity; phosphorelay sensor kinase activity
Source: RefSeq, a predicted model, not a curated record